Messenger RNA from Ustilaginoidea virens, 876 nucleotides. RefSeq lists its product as uncharacterized. The record is from RefSeq and is a predicted model, not a curated record. The transcript is spliced from 2 exons. Gene Ontology annotation, molecular function: oxidoreductase activity. NCBI's taxonomy places the organism in Eukaryota, Fungi, Ascomycota, Sordariomycetes, Hypocreales, Clavicipitaceae. The coding region runs from base 1 to 876 and encodes 291 amino acids.
AUGGCCGAAGCGCAACUACGCGAUUUCCCGUCGCUCUUCUCCCUCGAGGGCAAGGUGGCCGUCGUGACAGGCGGUUCCCGCGGCCUGGGACUGCACGCCGCUUCAGCGUUCCUCCAGGCCGGCGCGUCCAAAGUCUUCGUCUCGUCCCGCAAAGCCGCCGCCUGCGACGCGGCCUGCGCGGCGCUCAACGCGCUGCCCAACCGCUCCGCCGGGGCCGUCGCCAUCCCCGUCCCGGCCGACUCGUCCACCAUGGACGGCGUGGCCCGCCUGCUCGACCAGGUGCGCCGGCACACCGACCGCGUGGACAUUGUCCUGGCCAACGCCGGCGCCACGUGGGGCGAGGCCUUGGACACCCACCCGGACGCGGCCUUCGCCAAGGUCAUGGACCUCAACGUCAAGGCCGUCUUCAACACGGUCCGCGUCUUCACCCCGCUGCUGGAGCGGGCGGCCGCCUCGCGCGCCGGCGGCGGCGGCGACCCCAGCCGCGUCAUCAUCACGGCCAGCGUGGCGGGGCUGGGCAUCGGCACCCUCGGCCCGCAGGGCACCUACGGCUACAGCGCCAGCAAGGCGGCCGUGAUCCAUCUGGGGCGCAACCUGGCCGUCGAGCUGGGCCCGCGGGGCAUCACGGUCAACUCCAUCUGCCCGGGGUUUUUCCCCAGCAAGAUGUCCAACGGGCUGCUGGAGAUGGCGGGCGGCGCCGACAGCAUGGCCGGGGCGAACCCCAUGCGCCGGCUGGGCGUGCCCGAGGACAUUGCGGGGGCGGUGGUGUAUCUGGCCAGCAGGGCGGGCAGCCAUGUCAACGGGGAGGCCAUCGCCAUUGACGGGGGGGCCUUGUGGAACAGGGGCGAGCUGGCGCCGACGAGCACCAAGUUGUAG